AUGGGCGCAUUGGAUCUUAUUCGAAACCGUGAUGCACGAACGGCGCAGACGGUGGUCGGUACGGACGAGUAUCACUUUAGGGAUGAGAAGCACCACCAUGCGAAUGACUUCGAGGUCCAUGCUUGGGGUCCUUCGACUGAGACUCGCAGCAAUGCCGGACUGCGACACAAUUCCCGCGAGGGGGUAACGGAAGAGGCGCAACGGGGUGUGCAGAAGGCUGAAGCUGUCGCAUUGGUCUGGAGUAAGAAGGCGGCGUUUGGCACAUAUGCUCUUGUCUGGCUGGGAUUCUUCAUCCUCGCUCUGCAGUCGUCUAUCAGCAGCGCCAUUAUCCAGAACGUCUUUGCCAACUUCAGUGCCGCUCCCCAAGUCAGCACGGCGAAUAUCCUUUCCAACGUCAUUGCCGGUGUGUUAAAGCUGCCCGUGGCUAAAAUCCUCACUAUUUGGGGGCGUACUGAGGGACUGUUGGUCUUUGUCGCCGUCUAUGUCCUUGGUAUUAUCAUCCUUGCUGCCUGCAACAGCCCGGACUCGUACGCCGCUGGAUAUAUCCUGUAUUGGGUUGGAUAUGACGCUCUCUACCUGAUCCUGGAUAUUUUCAUUGCCGAUACAACUGGUCUUCGCAACAGAGCUUUUGCCUUCGCCUUCGCCAGUACUCCGUUCAUCUGCACGGCAUUUACUGGUCCAUUGGCCGCUCAAUCCUUCCUGAAGACUUCGGGCUGGCGGUGGAGUUACGGAGUGUUUGCUAUCGUCGCGCCACUGGUCUUUCUUCCACUGGCAGUGGUAUUCAAGAUGCAUGAGAAGAAAGCUGAGAACGAGGGUAUCUUCCGACGACGCCCAAGUGGGCGGACUACCAUGGAGUCAAUCAUCCACUAUAUCCACGAAUUUGACAUCUUCGGCGCAUUCCUCCUAAUGGCCGCGUUCACCCUCGUCCUCCUCCCCUUCAGUCUAACCAGCUACGGCGCUGCCCAAUACAACAGCGCCACCUUCAUCGCAAUGGUAAUCGUCGGCUUCCUCCUCUUCCCAACCUUCGCGGCCUGGGAACGCUUCGGCGCCAGAACCCACUUCAUCCGCUGGGAACUCCUCAAAGAGCGCACCGUCCUUGGCGCAUGCUUUCUCUCCGCCCUGGUUUUCUUCAGCUUCUACUGCUGGGACCUAUACCUGCUCAACUUCUGCAUCGUGGUCUUCAACCUCUCCAUCGGGAUGGCCGGGUACGUGAACCAGAUCUUCAACGUCGGGAGUACAUUCUGGUCUGUCCUCGUGGGCAUUGUUAUCCGGAUUACACGGCAGUUCAAAUAUCAGACUCUCUUCUUCGGCAUGCCUCUCCUUUUGCUGGGCUCGGGGCUCAUGAUCCACUUCCGAGGGCAGAGCGAGGAUAGUACCGUUGGGUAUAUGGUUAUGUGUCAGAUCUUUAUUGCCUUCGGGGGUUCUACCCUGACCAUCGGUCAGGAUAUGGCUGUGAUGGCAGCCGCCGAUCGCGAGAGUGUGCCCAUGAUGCUAUCGAUUCUCAGUCUCUCGUCUAGUAUCGGGGCAGCGCUGGGGUUUGCGGCGUCGGCGUCGGUCUUUAAUAAUACGUUCUUGAAGUUUUUGACGGAGGCCCUUCCCGAAAACUCGAAGGAUCUUGCGACAGAGAUCUAUAUCAACGGGUAUGUGAAGCAGAUUACGCACCCGGUGGGCUCGGAGAUAAGGACUGCGAUUAAUCAUGCGUGGAGCGAGUAUAUGAAGUAUGCUUGUAUUUUGUCUACUUGUGUACUGGUCUCGGGCUUUCCGGCUAUCGCUGUUUGGCGCAAUUAUCGGCUCGACAGGAAGCAGAAUAAGGGAGUUGUCUUGUGA
Messenger RNA from Aspergillus puulaauensis, 1827 nucleotides. Its product is annotated as siderochrome iron transporter 2. The transcript is spliced from 3 exons. Lineage: Eukaryota; Fungi; Ascomycota; Eurotiomycetes; Eurotiales; Aspergillaceae. The record is from RefSeq and is a predicted model, not a curated record. Gene Ontology annotation, biological process: transmembrane transport. Gene Ontology annotation, molecular function: transmembrane transporter activity. The coding region runs from base 1 to 1827 and encodes 608 amino acids.